This is a messenger RNA of Purpureocillium takamizusanense, 1440 nucleotides long. RefSeq lists its product as uncharacterized. The coding region runs from base 1 to 1440 and encodes 479 amino acids. The record is from RefSeq and is a predicted model, not a curated record. Gene Ontology annotation, biological process: amino acid transmembrane transport. Gene Ontology annotation, cellular component: vacuolar membrane. Gene Ontology annotation, molecular function: amino acid transmembrane transporter activity. The transcript has 5 exons. Lineage: Eukaryota; Fungi; Ascomycota; Sordariomycetes; Hypocreales; Ophiocordycipitaceae.
AUGGGCAGCCCCGACAACAAGUCAAAGAGCCCAGCGUCGUCGGACCCCGAGCGCGUGGGCGAGUCCCCGGCGCUGGCGGACGCGGAGUGCAAGGACGUGGCGAGCGCCCACGACGCGCCCCACGACGCCGUCUUUGGCGAGAUCACGGAGGAUGGGCCCAACUACCGCAGCCUUGGCUGGCUGGGGACCGUGGCCCUCAUGAUGAAGACGCAGAUCGGCCUCGGGGUCCUGUCCAUCCCGUCGUCGUUUGACGCGCUGGGGCUGAUCCCGGGGCUCAUCUGCCUCCUCGCCGUCGCCUCCAUCACCACCUGGUCGACGUACAUCAUCGGCGUCUUCAAGAAGCGCCACCCCGAGGUCUACAGCAUCGACGACGCCGGCGGCCUCAUGUUUGGGCGCAUCGGGCGCGAGACGCUGGGCGCCGCGUUUUGCAUAUUGUGGAUCUUUGCCGCCGGCUCCGGCAUGCUGGGCAUCUCCAUCGGCCUCAACGCCGUCUCGACCCACGGUGCCUGCACCGCCAUCUUCGUCGUCGUCGCCGCCGUCAUCGGCUUCUCGUUUGGCAGCAUCCGCACCCUCAGCCGCAUCAGCUGGCUGGCCUGGAUCGGCCUGACGUGCAUCAUGAUCUCGAUCUUCACCGUCACCAUCGCCGUCGGCAUCCAGGAACGACCCGCCGCCGCGCCCAAAGAGGGCCCGUGGUCCUCCGACUACAAGCUCUUCAAGACGCCCUCGUUCACCUCCGCCAUCUCCGCCGUGUCGACGCUCGUCUUCGCCUACGCCGGCACCCCGGCCUUCUUCUCCAUCGUGGCCGAGAUGCGCGACCCCAACGAGUACACCAAGGCGGUGCUCAUCUGCCAGUCGGGCGCCACCAUCACGUACAUUGUCAUCGGCACCGUCGUCUACUACUUUUGCGGCCACUUCGUGGCGUCGCCCGCCCUCGGCUCGGCGGGCGUCCUGGUGAAGAAGGUGGCGUACGGCCUGGCGCUGCCGGGCCUCAUCGUGACCACCAUUCUCGUCAUUCACCUCCCCGCCAAGUACAUCUUCGUGCGCAUCCUGCGUGGAUCCGUCCACCUGACGGCCAACGGCGUCGUCCACUGGUCCGUCUGGCUGGGCUGCACCUUUGGCACCACCCUCAUCGCGUACCUCAUCGCGAGCGCCAUCCCCGUCUUCGAGGGCCUCGUCGCCCUCAUCGGCGCCCUCUUCGGCACCUUUCUGUGCUUCCAGCCCAUGGGCUGCAUGUGGCUGUACGACAACUGGGCCCGGGGCAAGCAGGAACGCUCGCUCAGGUGGAUGCUCAUGGUCUGCUUCAGCGUCUUCGUCGUCGUGUCCGGCACGUUCCUCAUGAUUGCGGGCACCUACGGCUCCGUCGUCGGCGUCGUCGACUCGUACAAGGCGUCGGGCAGCUCCGGCGGGUGGACAUGCAAAGACAACUCGAAUUCUGUGUAA